Zootermopsis nevadensis is the source of this 1730-nucleotide messenger RNA. Lineage: Eukaryota; Metazoa; Arthropoda; Insecta; Blattodea; Termopsidae. The record is from RefSeq and is a predicted model, not a curated record.
GGCAACAAAUGUGGUUGUUGUUUUGGGUUGUUGCGCCAUAUAGCAUUUCUAAAACACCGUCUACCACACUACACAGACCAAAAACCCAGAAGACAGCCAUCUUCAUUUAUGAUCAGUGCCAGUAUGACAUCUACGUGAUAAGGUUGAUGGCCAGUUCCAGUCGAGCUAGCUUCAUGUGUUCGCCGGCUUCGUAAGGGGGAGAAUCAGGAUCGUGAUUGAGGAUAAUAGCAAGUUCCUGAGAGCUACGAGACUGGUGGAGAAGGUCGACUGCGAACUGCUGGCACUGGCGUCGCAGUUCCUGUCGUUUAAAAGACAGCAGGUUGCUUGAGAUGGGUCACGACCACUUCCGCUGCAUGCCUUCGUCCUAGGAGUCUCGUUAGGAUUGUAUAGAACCAGCGUCGCGAGGCCAUACAGCAAUUCCAAGACCGUCUGUAACCUGCGUGUGCGGCAACUUCUUUGGCACGGGUGUUGAGCGGGACUGCCUAUGCAGGCGAGAUGUGUGUGUGAUGGAAGGUGGAGGUAUUCCUGUUGGAACAGUAGUGUUGAUUGAGGAAGACAAGUAUGGAACCUAUGCAAAACUACUUCUAAAAUACUUCCUAGCAGAGGGAAUAGUGUCUGGUCAUUCUCUCAUUGUUGCAAGUCAAGAUUCGGACUGUGAAAACCUGGUUCGUGAACUGCCAGCACCAGUGCAGCUUGAUGAUUCUGUUCGUACCAGUGACUCUGAUGACAAGAUGACUAUCGCUUGGCGAUAUCAGAACAUGCGAGUGGUCCAGUCAUCCCCAACCAGCACCAGUUUUGGGCACAAUUAUGAUUUAACAAAGUCUCUAGAUGCUGAAAUUUUGAAGGCAGCAGAUGUUUGCUACUGGACUGGAUGCACAGGAUAUGGACAGAGUGAAAGUAGGUUUACAAAUCCUGCCUAUUAUGAUCUGCUCUGCACAAUACACAAUAAAAUUGAAGAGGGGCAGUUUGGAGUUGCAGCAAGUCCUGAGAAGCGGAAUAUUCUUCGCACAGCUGUGCAUUCCGUAGGAUCUCCCCUGUGGACAGAAGAAACACAUGUCUCAUCAUAUCAACAGAAGUCAGACCUCGCAUUAUUCUUUUAUUGCCUUCGUUCUCUCAUCCGAUCCGCUUAUGCCGUUUGCGUGCUUACGUUGCCGUCACACCUGUUUCAGGAAACAUCAAUCAUAAAGAGAUUGGAACAUUUAUGUGAUGCUUCAGUGAGACUGGAGUCAUUUGCAGGUUCAGAGAAGGAGACCAACCCAGUUUAUAAGGAUUAUCAUGGUCUCUUCCACAUAAAUCAGCUCCCUGCCAUCAACACGUUGAUGUCCCACGUUCCAGAGAGUUUUGAUCUCGCUUUCAAGUUACGACGAAAAAGGUUUCUCAUAGAGAAACUUCAUUUACCGCCAGAACUUCAGGAGACAACACAGCGAGAACAGGAUGAUCUGCCUUCUCUUGCAUCUGGUAUUUGUGGAGUGCAGACAAGGAGUAUUCUUGACUUUUGAGUCCACUCUGUAAAAUAAUGUUCGUGGAACUUGGAAUACAUAAAUUCAAAGUGCAUUUUAAUCAAUAUUCACAUUAUUCUGAGAAUGGUGGAGACAUUGGAAGUGCAAGUAAGAAACAUGUUGGGAAGAUGCACAAUGCAUUUGAGAUAGGUGUGUAAAAUAGGUCACUUAGUUUUUUAACGUGACGGCCGUAAAAUAUAAAAUUAGUAAUUAAAUCUGGAAUUGCAUGUC